Molecule: messenger RNA, 393 nt
Organism: Funneliformis geosporum
Lineage: Eukaryota; Fungi; Glomeromycota; Glomeromycetes; Glomerales; Glomeraceae
Source: the annotation of a GenBank genome assembly
AUGCCGAUUUGCGUUAAAAGUUUAAUCAAAUACAUACACAAAUUGCAGAAGGAUAUUGAUAUUUAUAGUAUUUAUUUGGCAACGGAUUAUCCGCUAGUGAAUGCGGGUAGAAAGAAGGCGCAAUCAUCAACAUUUCAUAUCAUAUCUGAACAACAUUAUGAUGCGAUUAAAUUAUUAAACAACACAUUUACUUUAAAUACUUGGGCAUCAAUGAAAGCAUUGGAUGUCCUUUUUUAUAAAUUUCCCGAAUAUAAAAAAGAAAUUAAUGAGGAAUUUACAGGUUCUGGAUUACAAGGAAUAUUUGAUAAAUUAGUCAUGAUAAAUUCGAGUUAUUUUAUUUCUGGGCCUAAAGGUUGUGUUUAUAUAAGAUCGAAAUUUACAAAAAAAAAUUGA